Molecule: messenger RNA, 408 nt
Organism: Aegilops tauschii subsp. strangulata
Lineage: Eukaryota; Viridiplantae; Streptophyta; Magnoliopsida; Poales; Poaceae
Source: RefSeq, a predicted model, not a curated record
AUGGAGUCGAGCUUGGAUAUGGGCUCCCUGACCAAGGCGAUGAGCACCACCAUGUUGUGCAACUGGAAGGCGUCCUUCUCGUGUCUGCCACCCCACCCCUGCCUGUGGGGCCCCUCGGAAGGGCAUGUAGAGCACCUCUGUGGUGUGCAGCCACACCAUGAAGCGGCCCUCAUGGUCGGCUGCACCCUGAAGGCCACAUGCCCCGCUAGUGCAAGCAUGGCUGCCGCCGCUCCACCGACGACACCACCGCACCCACAGUCAUGCCCAUCAGCACCGCCCCCGCCCCAGCACCCGACAGCCGCACUCCCAGCUCCGUCAGCGGUGCGCGCGCAGGCGUCACCCCCGCUCGGUGGCCAGCAGCCACGCCUCCAGCUCCUACAGCCAGAGCGCGCGCCGGCAUUGCCCUAG